This is a messenger RNA of Paramecium sonneborni, 1283 nucleotides long. The record is from the annotation of a GenBank genome assembly. NCBI's taxonomy places the organism in Eukaryota, Ciliophora, Oligohymenophorea, Peniculida, Parameciidae.
AUGAAUUAGUAAAAUACAAAUUAAAAUUAUCAAAGUUAACUCUAAAGAAAUGGCUAUGAAAUAGUUAAGCCAUAAAAUUUAUCUAUGGAUUAUUAUGAUCCAAUGCUCCAUAAUAAACCUUAAUAUAAUAGGUAUGAUCCAAAUACAUUUAAAGAUUAUGGUAAUUUAUCAUAAAGAGUAACUCCUGAUAUACCUGUAAGAUAAUUAAAACCUUAAACUAUAUAUACAUCAGCAAAUACUAAAUUAGUCUAAUAGCCUUAUUAUGAAGCAGCAGAACUGUAAAAGAAGCCAAUAGAUUUAUAGAAAUAUGAUAGAUAAAAAGAAUUUAUGGAAUAGAAAGAAAGAGCAUAAGAUAAAAUUCAAAGUUUGGUGUUGAAAUCAACAAUAGCAUAGAAGAGUCCAGAAUAAAUAAUAAAUGAAUUUAAAGCUUACACUCUUCCGAAAUUAAGAUUGAAGAGAUUGAUAAUGCUUUAAGCAGCAAUGAAGGGUUAUCAUGUAAGAAGAUUUAAAAUACCACGAAUAAAAUAAAAAAUAAAAGUAUGUCAAUUAUAUGCAGAAGAUUAUUUAAGGAAAGUUCUUUAUGUAUGAAUUUUAAGUAUGUAGGAUAAAUUUAUACCAGAUAUAGUAUUAGAAGUAAUUACUUACAAUAAAUAUAAUUAAGAUUUAUCACUUUAUAGUGAUAAGCAUUAAGCUUAUUUGAAAAUAAUAGAUGAUUUAUUAAAUAGAGUAGUAAGAAGAAUGGCUAAUGAAGUAGUUAAAGACUAGACUGAUUAUUUAGUUACUAGCAUUUUAAAUUAAAGAUUUAAAGAUAAGCCAGAGCAAGAAAAAGAUCCAAUGAAAUUAGUGGCAUUUUAAACAAUACAGAACUUUUUAGAUAAAGAAGUGUAUAUCAUAGCUAAAGAUGCAAUUAAAGAAUCAAGUUCCAAUUAUUACAUAGAUUUAUAGUAUGCAAGAGUUAUAAAAGAUCAUAUAAUACCAAAUACAUUAAGAACAAUAAUAUUUGAGGCAUUAGAUGAUUUAGCAAUUGAAAAAUAUUUAAAUGAUUUAUGUUCUGAGAUGGUUAGAGAAAUCUCAUAACCUUUAUCAACUUAGAUGACGUAAUUAUUAUAGGCAGAACAUGAAUCGGCAUCACUUGAUUAAGCAUUAUAAAAUUAUGUAUAUAGAAUGAUGGGAGAUGUACUUAUAGAACAUUUAUUAUUAAUGGAUAAUCAGGACUUAGGUAAAGAUCAUGUUCCAUCUGAAAAUUCUGAACUGUGAAAAUUCAUAUAUAUAUUUAAGAUAAG